Molecule: messenger RNA, 3024 nt
Organism: Paramecium sonneborni
Lineage: Eukaryota; Ciliophora; Oligohymenophorea; Peniculida; Parameciidae
Source: the annotation of a GenBank genome assembly
AUGUUUCAAGACGUAAUCUCUGAAUUUAGGAAUUUCUAUACCAAUCAAAAUCUUACUUAUCAAGAUUUUUCAAGUAUCAUUGAUCAAUUUGCUAAACUUGAUGUUAGAUGCAUAUUGGAAGAAUAAAUCAAAAAACAACUAUAUGAUUUUAUUCUUGAUAAAUAAGAUGGACUUGUUACAUAUCCUACUGGUAUCUAUUUAUCUAUUUAAUCUUUAAGUUGAAACCUUAGUCUUUGAAUUCUUAUUACAAUAAGAUGUACCAUAAAAUUAUAAUACAAAUCUAAAAACUCUUGGAGUAUAAGCCUAACGUCUACCCUAAGAUAUGUUACAAACCUUGACUAAUGAAUUUCUUUAACAGUUUAAGAAUUUUUAUAAAUUGGUUGAAAACAAAUACGGAAUUGAUGUGGAAUAUAAGGAAUUAGAAACACUUGCUAAAGAAUUAUAAAGAACCAUCAAAAUCAAUUCUAUUGAAAUACUCAGAUAUAUUCGUCCACUUGUUGAUGAAAAUGAAAAAGUUCAAAUUAAUGAGUUUCUUUAAUUGUGCAACGAUUUAGAAAGAAUUAUUAUAGAUUAACAUACCUAUCAAACCAAUGGAGAAUCCAAAAACCCAUACAAUGAAGAUUAAAUAAACAACAAUAAAAACUAACAUUUUUCUAGUGACGAAGAAAACAAAUCUAUAACUCAUAUGCCAAAUGUAUUAAAUGAAUAAAAAGACUUUGCUAAUACUGUUUAUUAAUAAACUGAUAUUAUAUUACAAAAAAAAUAUGUAAAUUAAUAAGGAAAACAACUUUUAAAUGAAGUUAAUUAAACUGUAAAAAAAAUGGAAGCUUAAAUUUCUAUUUUAUAAGAUCAAAUUAAAGAAAAAGAUAAAAAAAUAGAAAUAUUAUAUACUGAAAAUAAUAAAAAAAUCGAGCAAUUUUUAAUUGAAAAAGAAUUAGCCUAAAGUUAAUUAGAGUAAUUUGAGUCUGAAAUUUAAAAUAAAGACCAAUAAAUUCAAAUGCUUUUAUAAGAUACUGAUUUUUUCUAAGAGGAAAUGAAUGUAAAUUAUUUGUAAUUAAUAGAGAGUUUAAGAAUAAUGCAUUGAUUUAAAAUAACAAUUAAAAGAUUAUCAUGAUUAAUUAUAAAGUAUAACAAAAAUUGAGACUGAAUUGAAAGAAGUUCAAAUAGAUAAUAAAUAAUUGAAUGAACAAUUAUCCAAGAGUUAAAGUGAAAUAAAUAGAUUAACUUAAAAUAAUAAAUCAUUAAUGAAAAUAAUUGAAGAAUUUGAGAGUAAAUAAAAUUUAGAAGAUAGUUAAGUUUAAGUCGUAAUAAAAGAUUAGAAUUAAGAAAUGAUAAUUCAUUAUGAAGAGAGAUUGCAUGAGUAAGUAUAAUUAAUAUUAUUUAAGAUUACAAUUACAAUAUUAAUCAUUAGAAGAAGUUAAUGUUACUUUUUAAAAAUAACAAAGUGGAUAUGAACAAUAAAUAAUAGAAUUAAAGAGAGAGAUUAAUUAUUAUAAAAAGCUUUAUGAGAAUCUAAACUGUGAGAAUCAAUAAUUAAGAAGUAGUAUAAUGCCAAGACCAAGUGCUAUGGGUAAGUAAUUCAACUUAGGAGCUUUGGGAAGAUUUAGUAAAGUAUCUAUAUUCCCAUCUUCUAAAAUUGGUAUAAUAAAUAGAUUUUCAAAUACUAGAAUGCCAUCAAUUCAAUAAAAUCCAUAGACAAUCUAUAGUAAUUUUAAUCCAUUGGAUGAUAUAUGCAAUGGAGGUUUGAAGAUUAUUGAAUAAGAUGAACCUGAAUAAUAGGAUUUUGAUUAAUAAGAGGCUGAUCAAGAGGAGCCUGAUUAAUAAAAAAUAUAAGUGAAUUCUAGAAGAAAUCAAAAAUUUUAAUAACUUUUAGUAGAAUCAAUAGUAGAAGAAACAGAAAUAGAAAAAGAUUCGACAAAUAUUAAAGUAGAACCAAAUAAUUAAAAUUAAUUAAUGUAAAACUUUGAUAAAUUUUGGGGAGGGUUGAAAAAUAAGAAUUUAAAAGAGUCUAUAUUUGAUCCAUAAACAAUAUAAAUUGAUGAGAAAAUAUUAUUUUAGAAAGAUUUUCUAGGAAUAAGAAAUGAUUAAAAAGUAAAGGAACUUUUAAGAAUAGAAAAUAAUGUUCAUAAAUCAAUAAUAUAGAAAUGUUUUUCUGAUAGUGUAUAUAGAAUAGAUUCAAAAGGUAAGAGAGCUAGAAGAAUAAUAUUUAUAACUGAACAUACAUUCUAUGCAUUUUAAGGUGAGACUAAACCAGGAAAAUUAUCUAGAAAUUUUUCAAUUAAGGACAUAAAGGCCUUGAUAUUUUCAGAAGUAUUUAAAAAUAAAUAAUAAAAAGAGUUCACCAGUAGUAUGUUGUAUAAAAGUUGCAGGUUCUGAUGACUACUUAAUAGAAACAUUUAAGAGAACAGAAUUGAAUAUUUAUUUAACAGAGAUUUUUAAUUCUCAAAGAAUGAUGUUGUAUAAUCUGGAAUUUUCAAAAGAGUUUAAGAUCAAGUUUAAAGGGCUAAGUGAUCCAAUAAAUAUGUCUUAAGUUUCAAAAAAAUAAGGAUAUUUAGAUUAAGGAAAGACAUCAGCAUUUAAAGUAUCAACCAAAUAAGGUAUUAUUUAAUUAAGUAUAUAGGUUGGUUAUGGUUGAUGAAGAGCAACUUUUUGAUUCAAGAUAAUUGGAAAGAAAUAUUCGUAAUAUUAACAAAUGUUGGUUUAAUAUUAUUUAAAAAGCCAGGAGAUUUUUAACCUAUAUUAUUUAUUUCUUUGGUUGAUGCUAUUGUCAUAAAAGAUCCAAUUCUAGAAACUAAUAAGAAAAAUCUAUUAAAAGUAAUUCUUUUUAGAAUUUUUAGAUUCGUUAUGAGAAUUCAGAAUAUGAAUAUCUUUUAAGUGCAACUUCAGCACUUUUGAAAGAUGAAUGGCAUGAUAUUAUUUAAUAAACUAUAAUGGAACAAGUAAGACAAUAAAUGAAAUAAUCAAAUUGUUAAAUGGAAAGAAGUAGAACAUAGAUUAAAUAAGAAAUAAAAAAUGAUUGAUGAC